Sporisorium graminicola is the source of this 2682-nucleotide messenger RNA. RefSeq lists its product as uncharacterized. Gene Ontology annotation, cellular component: vacuolar transporter chaperone complex; fungal-type vacuole membrane. Bases 1 to 2682 code for a protein of 893 amino acids. The record is from RefSeq and is a predicted model, not a curated record. The transcript has a single exon. Lineage: Eukaryota; Fungi; Basidiomycota; Ustilaginomycetes; Ustilaginales; Ustilaginaceae.
AUGAAGUUCGGCCGCACCAUCAAGACGUCGCUCUACGCCGAGUGGGCCGAUAAGUACCUGCAGUACUCUGAGCUCAAAAAGGAGAUCAAGAACCGUAUGGCCAAGAACAAUGGCGUCUGGACCGAUAAGGAUGAAGACGACUUUGUCGCCAUCCUCUCCAAGGAGCUCGACAAGGUCUACGAUUUCCAGAAAGUCAAGGUCUCGGAGAUUACCGAGCGAAUUAAGCAGGCUCAGGCCGAAGUCAACCUGCUCGUCUCCUCGCGUCCCAAUUCAUCCACCUCGCUCCCGUCUCGCGCCAGCUCCCGCCCCACCUCGCAUGCAGGCUCGGAUGCCGAAGGCGACGAAGACGCGCCUCGCAAGCGCAGGAGCGUCGGUCCCGACGGCAACGUCCUCUAUGCUGCUCACGAUGCUGGCUCCGAUGACGAGUUCGACACUGACACCGAAGACAGCGAUGCAUACGAAGAACGCUUCCUCGAACUUGAAGAGCGCCUUGCCAUCAUCAUCGCAGACGUGCACGAUUUGGCUCUCUUCACCAAGCUCAACUACACCGGAUUCCACAAGAUCGUCAAGAAGCACGACAAGCAGACCGGCCGUUUGUUGCGCAAGGAGUUUGUUCAGCACUACCUCUCAUCGCGUCCCUUUUACAAGGAGAACUACGACCAGCUCAUUGUCAAGCUCUCCAAACUCUUCGAUCUGGUCCGUACCCGCGGAAACCCCGUUAAGGGUGAUUCGAGUGCCGGUGGAAAUCAAUCCGCCUUCGUCCGUCAAACCACCAAGUACUGGGUCCACCCGGACAACAUUGUGCCGCUCAAGCUCAUCAUCCUCAAGCAUCUCCCUGUGCUAGUCUUCAACGCAGAAAAGGAGUUUCAGCAGGAGGACUCGGCCAUCACUUCGAUCUACUAUGACAACGAAGACCUCGAGCUCUACCUUGGCCGUCUCGAAAAGACCGAGGGUGCCGAGGCCAUCCGUCUGCGUUGGUACGGAGGCAUGGACAACAAGCAGAUCUUUGUUGAACGAAAGACGCAUCGCGAGGACUGGACCGGCGAAAAGUCGGUCAAGGCGCGCUUCCCCAUCAAGGAGGAGAAUGUCAACGCCUGGAUGAAAGGCGACUACACCAUGGACGAAACCUUCGAGGCGCUGCGCAAGAAGGGCAAGAAGUCGGACAAGGAGAUCGACUCGAUGCUCCAGCUCGCCAAUGAGGUGCAGUACUCGGUGCUCACGCGCAAGCUUCAACCAGUGAUGCGCAGUUUCUACAACCGUACUGCCUUCCAGCUUCCGGGCGAUGCGCGAGUCCGCAUCUCGCUCGACACCGAACUGUCGCUGGUGCGCGAGGACAACUGGGACGGUCGCCAGCGCGCAGGCAACAACUGGAGGCGCAUGGACAUCGGCAUCGACUACCCCUUCGACCAGCUCCCUGCCGAGGAUAUCGAGCGCUUCCCUUACGGUGUUUUGGAGGUUAAGCUGCAGACCCAGCUCGGCCAGGAGCCUCCUCAGUGGAUUCGCGAUCUGGUCUCGAGUCAUUUGGUGGAGGCUGUACCCAAGUUUUCCAAGUUCAUCCAUGGAUGUGCUACCUUGCUGCCCAACCGCGUCGACCUUGUUCCUUUCUGGCUGCCUCAGAUGGACAUUGACAUUCGCAAGCCGCCUUCGAACAACCUCGUCAUUGAGCGACCCAGCUCCAUGGCACCCAGUCCAGCCGGGUCGUCGCGGCCGGACACUCCUGCGUCGAGAAACGGACAGGCGCCCUACAACGAGCCUGUCUCCGAGGACGAGUUUGAAGGUGCCGACGACUUUGACCGUGGCCAUGCCAUGGCGGACGAGACGCACGAGGCCGACAAUGUUGGUCUCUCCGCCUUCGACCCGCGCAUCCGAGAAGCGAGGGAGGAGCGGGAGCGCAACAUCCGCUUGCGUCAGCAGGAGCUCGAGAAGCAGCUCGCAGAGAACCCGGACAAGACAUCGAAUACUGCCGGUGGCAUGCUCGCUGCGGCCUCGGCGCCGUUGGCGACGGCGGAUCGACGUUCGUCGCAGACCAAGACGAAAGCGGCCGCGCCAACACGCGACGAGAUCCUGGCGCCGUCGCAUCGGUACGAUGCCAACUUCUUCUCCAAGCUGACGCCCAAGAACAUUCAGCGGCUAUGGAAGACCAAGGGCUCAAGCCACGAGCAUGGUGAGGAUGGACAGACGGACGCUGAGGAGGCGGACGACGAGGACGAUCCGGUGCGCCGCGCUCUCGAGGGCCAGGACGAGGAGGUGCCGCGCGGACCCAACGUCGAGUAUGUGCGCACCUUCCACGCGCAACCGGGCAAAAAAGUCAGCGUGCCCAUCCGCAUCGAACCCAAAGUCUACUUUGCCAACGAACGCACCUUCCUCAAAUGGCUCGAAUUCAACGUGUAUCUCUCGGCCCUUGCUGUCGGGUUGCUCAACUUCAGCUCGCCGGGCGACAGGACUGGUCUCAUCGCCAGCUCGUUCUUCACCAUUGUCGCGCUCGUUGGCAUUGCCUACUCGGGCAUCAUCUUCGUGAUUCGCGCGCUCAAGAUCCGACAGCGCGAGAGCAGCAACAUCUACUUUGACGCGUAUGGUCCCACGAUCCUGUGUGCUGCGAUCCUGUCGGCCGUCGUGGUCAACUUUAUCCUCAGGUUCACCGAGUCGCAUGAGCACAGGAGUCGAAGGGGCUUGCUCAACUGA